CUGUUUGGUUUGUAUUUCCGCGUUCACGCACGGAGCUGGAUGAGCGUCCGCGGCCGCUCUCUGCCUGCCUUUCACGCCGCGGAGCCGCGUCGCCGUGCGGGGGGAAUCGAUCGCAUCGCCCGGUGGAGCCACGCCGCCGCAGCGCCAUGCUCACGCGGGUGAAAUCGGCGGUGGCCAAUUUUAUGGGGGGCAUGAUGGCUGGCGGCAACAACGGGGACCAUCCCGGCGGCUCGGACCUGCCGCUCAAAUACCCCUACAGCAGACCGGAGUUCCUGGGACUGUCCCCGGACGAGAUCGAGUGCUCGGCGGACCACGUCGCGAGACCGAUCCUCAUCCUGAAGGAGACCCGGAGGCUGCCGUGGUCCACCGGCUACGCAGAGGUAAUCAAUGCAGGGAAGAGCACACUGAACGAAGACCAGGCCUGCUGCGAGGUCCUGGUGGUCAAGAGGCGACCGGCAGGAUGCUCCACCCCCAACCGAACGCCCACGGCCCGCAGGAGGUCUUCCCUGCCCAACGGCGAGAACCUGAGCAUCCGGGAGAACCCGGACAGCUCUGAGGAUCUAACCUUCCACUACUGGGCGCUGUUCGACGGCCACGCCGGCUCCGGGGCGGCCGUGGUCGCCGCCCGCCUCCUCCACCACCACGUGGCGCUGCACCUGCAGGAGGUGAUGGAGAUCCUGUGCUCCCCCGGCCUGCUGCCGCCCACCUGCCUGGGGGAGGAGCCCAUCAACCACCACCUCACCGUGACGUCCCAGCGCGCGCUCACCAGGGCCGCGUCGCUCCGCGGCGCCGCCGGCGCUCCGGGGUCGCCCAGCACGCCGCCCACCCGCUUCUUCACUGAGAAGAAGGUCUCGCACGAGAGCCUGGUGAUCGGCGCCAUCGAGAACGCCUUCAAAGACAUGGAUGUGCAGAUAGAGAAGGAGAAGUCGGUCUACAACAUCUCAGGAGGAUGCACCGCUCUCGUGGUCGUCUAUUUACUCGGGAAACUCUAUGUCGGGAACGCCGGAGACAGCAGAGCCAUCAUCGUCCGGGCCGGGGAGGUCAUCCCCAUGUCGGCGGAGUUCACGCCCGAGUCGGAGCGGCAGCGGCUGCAGUUCCUGGCCUACAUGCAGCCCCACUUGCUGGGGAACGAGUUCACACACCUGGAGUUCCCCAGGAGAGUGCAGAGGAAGGAGGUGGGGAAGAGGAUGCUGUACCGGGACUUCACCAUGUCGGGAUGGGCGUAUAAAACCAUCGAGGACGACGACCUGAAGUUUCCCCUGAUCUACGGCGAAGGGAAGAAGGCUCGUGUUCUGGCCACCAUCGGCGUCACCAGAGGUCUCGGCGACCACAAUCUCAAAGUGCACGACUCCAACAUCUACAUCAAACCCUUCCUGUCCUGCUGCCCAGAGGUCAGAGUUUACCCGUUGGCGCAGUGCGAGCACGGAGCCGACGACGUCCUGGUGCUGGGAACCGACGGCCUGUGGGACGUCCUCUCCAACCAGGAAGUGGCUGAAGCCGUCACUUGUUUCCUGACCAACUGCGACCCCGACGACCAGCACAGGUACACGAUGGCGGCUCAAGACCUGAUCAUGCGAGCUCGAGGGGUGCUGAAGGACCGAGGCUGGAGGAUCCCCAACGACAGACUGGGCUCCGGAGACGACAUCUCGGUUUUCAUCAUCCCCCUCGCUUACGGCAACAAGCAGAGCUAGACGGAAACACGACCCCGCUGCGACGCCCCCACUUCACCCUGCAGCUUCCCUCGUCCCUCCUGGUCUUUCUAUGAAAAAAACAAAAAAAAAAAAAAGUGCUUUAGUGUGGAUUUCCUCCUUUCCUGAGGGAUCCAAGAUGUUUCUGGUCAGAGAUGGAAUUUCUGUCCAGGUUUUCCUGUUCAUCAUCAAUCAGGGCGAUUUCUUUUUUCUUUUUUCUUUUCCUGCUCUUUUUGAAAGAAGCCGAAUCAUGAAGAGAGCUGCUGAAGAGCCAAACUACUGAUGUUUUUUUUUUUUUUUUUUUUUUUUGCUCCAGUGUUCAGGAAGUCAUCAUGAACUUUGCUGUGGAGCAAGGGGUUGAGAGUUCGAACGCACGCUGGACGGCUCCGUGACGUGCAUCUCAGGAUUCCUGCUAACGGCUAAUGCACAUUUCACAUGGAGCGUUUGACUGAACAUCUGUAGAGAGGAGGAGGAGCCCGACACCUGCUGUCCUGUACAUACCGAUCAUACCUCCCCUGUCGCAUGUCGGCUCUCCAUCAAUCUGCUGCGGGGCUCGUCCAGCAGCAGGACAACAUUCCCAUGUGUGUGGAGAGCCGUGUUUGGAUUUAUGUUUGAAUAUUUGGUAUUUUGUGCGUCUAUAAUGACGUUUAUUAAUGCAUACUGAGGAUUAGUGCAUCGGCAGAGUUGUUUGUGUAAUCGGUGCCUGUCUGUCCACAGUCUGGACUCGCGGGCCAGCUUCCCAGGUCCUGUACUGUUUCAUUUCAAACCAGUAAGCACUGCUGCGGCGCUACUUCAGUGUUAAGAAGGUUCUAUAGUUGAGGCGUUAAGAUUAGACUUGCACAAAUCACACUUACACACACAUUUCGAUGCUGGUAUACGAGUGUGUUCGUGCACAGACCUGCGUAUGCACUAAAAACUCAUCACAGACACAGAAAUAUCGUUUUGCACACAAAUACUGAAAUGCACACUUUCAAUUUCAUGCACACACACACACACACACGUCAUGUCACCAGGACAGAAGCCCUGCGAGGUUCAGUUCUCUGACAGGAGCCACUUCUAGCUGAAGAUACACCGACGGCUGUGUCUGAUGGCGCCGCUCUCUCCGCCCAGCUUCGGCGCUGAAACCAGACACGGAAACUCAGAAGGAAGAAGACUUUGUGUUGCACGUAUUCCUCAUCAGCCUCAUUACCGUCUCCCUUUUUUAUUCUUUUAAUGAUAUGCCGUCGAUGACUUUCUUUAUUAGCCGUUUGCAUGCGAGAUCAGGCGCGUCGUCAUCCCACUACCUGUGCCAUUAUGAAGUCACGUUGUCCGAUUUUUAUAUUAAAACCUUCAAACCUUAGAUAUUAAAACCGUGAAUACAGGUGCCUCUAACAAUGUGAACUGCUUGACAUAGACUCAUCUCCAAGACAAGUUUGGUAGAAAACACUAACCUUUGUGCUGUAUGAUUCAGUAUCUCUUCUCUUUUUUCUUUUUUUUUCAUGUUGAUUAAAACUGCUUGUCCAGCAAUACUUUGUAUUUAGAAUAAUUGCUGCACAAAUGACUGGAUCCAGUGAAACAUGGUACAGAGUAACUUAAUUUAUUGUAAAAUAUGUAAAUAUCGUUUUCGGUUCUCUCCAUUCUUUUACUGUAAGCGAUGUACAUCUUACUGAAAUCAAAUCAUGUAAUUUGUACUGUUUUAGAAACUUAGCAACGUUGUAAAAACUUGUUUUUGAACUUUUUUGCCCUAUUAAAGAAUUACAGUUUCUGA
Salarias fasciatus (jewelled blenny) is the source of this 3435-nucleotide messenger RNA. It is a transcript of the gene ppm1h, whose product is annotated as protein phosphatase, Mg2+/Mn2+ dependent, 1H. Gene Ontology annotation, molecular function: [pyruvate dehydrogenase (acetyl-transferring)]-phosphatase activity. The transcript is spliced from 10 exons. Gene Ontology annotation, biological process: protein dephosphorylation. The coding region runs from base 147 to 1691 and encodes 514 amino acids. The record is from RefSeq and is a predicted model, not a curated record. NCBI's taxonomy places the organism in Eukaryota, Metazoa, Chordata, Actinopteri, Blenniiformes, Blenniidae. Gene Ontology annotation, cellular component: mitochondrion.